Molecule: messenger RNA, 1032 nt
Organism: Canariomyces notabilis
Lineage: Eukaryota; Fungi; Ascomycota; Sordariomycetes; Sordariales; Chaetomiaceae
Exons: 2
Coding region: 1-1032 (343 amino acids)
Source: RefSeq, a predicted model, not a curated record
AUGAUGUCGUCGCCGUUCAAAAAGCAGCCAGAGGCUGUGGCGGAUAGGGUUCUCAAGAGGGCCGAAAUCAGCAAGAUGGCCAGGAGACUGCAGAACCGUCUCGCACUAGCACAGUUCAAGACGAAACAUAAUUUAGUAAACGAGACCCUGGACACGAUCGAGCCCAAGUUCGAGGAUGAAAUCCGGCGCAAGCGAGUACACGAAGGAGACAUUCUAUCCGACUCUUCCUCGAGCGCAUCUGAGCUUCCCUAUCCUACAAGGACCCUCAUGAGCUCGCCCCUCAAAGCCCCUCUCUUCUCGGAUGCAAUUGGAUCCAGCAAUGGCAGUACCGGCCACCGGAAACGUACCUAUCUCGCCUCGUUCGACAACAUCUUCUCGAGCCCCAGUAAGCGGCCACGACAGUCUCCCACGGCGCACAGAUCCUUCACCACCCAUCACCAAUUCACCCAGUCAUCGCCGAUAAAGCCGAGACGACAACAACACUUCACCACUUCGACCGGUCCAGACUUGUCCUUUUACCUGGGGUCACGGCAGGCCAGCGACGUGCUGGCGUCGACAAACUACGCAGCCAACUCGGACGAUGAAGAUGAUCUCCCUACUCACUCAUUCCACACAACCCGCAUCCGCGUAUCGCCGCCCCGCACUCCGCCAAUGCGGAGCCGCAACCUGGCUAAGAAGGCCAGGGACAAAGGGUCGGUCAGUGAGUCCAGGUCUGGCGAGGAGGGAGCAGAUCUGCUUCUGUAUCUGGCGGCAUCCCCGUCGCCCGCGAACCCGCCCAGGAACAGGAUGGACCCUCCGUCCACCCCGCCACCAAAGAACAAGCUUGCGCUACCAUCAUCCAUGAUGACUACUCCCGGCGGUGGGAACCCAUACCCGGCGACUCCUGGCCUCGGCUUCGAUUUUGCCGAAUUCCUUCACAUGACACCUAGUCCAGCGCAAAAGCCUUGGAAGACACCCGUGGCCCUCACAGGAGGCAAGACACCACGCAGCGUUGCAAAGAGACGCCUUACAUUUGACGACUCCCCUUCUUGA